CAGACGCUGCUGUGCGGCUCCAUCAGUGCGCUGCGCUCCGCUCCGCUCUCAUGUCAAAUUUGGACUGGAAGCGCUGAAUUCCCGUGCGUGUCAGGAGGGGUGGAAGGUGCGGCCCUCGUCUCUGUGUCCGUGGGGUUUAGAGCGGAGACAUGUGGAUUAGGAACUGCUUCCAGGCAGCGUGUCUGCUGCUGACGCUUCGAGCCGAGGUGUGUGAGUCGACGGGAUAUUUCGAGCUGCAGCUGAUCUCUGUGGAGAAUGUAAACGGGGAGCUGGCGGACGGGGAGUGCUGCGACGGCUCCCGGAGCUCCAAGGACCUCCGCUGCAUCAGAGAUGAGUGCGACACGUACUUCAAGGUUUGCCUGAAGGAAUACCAGACUGAGGUGACCACCAGAGGGCACUGCACGUACGGAGCCGGAUCUACGCAAGUUCUUGGUGGAAAUAUAUUUUCUUUUAAGGUGGCAAAUAAUAAUCCCAAUAAAUUCAACGAUGCUGGCAGGAUUUGGAUCUCUUUCCAGUUUGCAUGGCCGCGGUCGUACACACUGAUUGUAGAAGCCUGGGACUGGGACAACACCACACACACCAACGAUGAGGAGGAGCUGCUGAUUGAACGCAGCACUCACGCUGGUAUGAUCAACCCCGGUGACCAGUGGCAGAACAUCCUGCACGAUGGUCCAGUGGCUCGUCUCAUCUAUCGGAUCAGAGUACGCUGUGAUGAAAACUACUACGGCAACAAGUGCAAUAAGCUGUGCGUUCCUCGCGAUGACUACUUUGGCCACUAUCGCUGUGAGCAGUCGGGGAACAGAGUCUGUCUGAAGGGCUGGAUGGGCCAUGACUGCAGGACGGCAAUCUGCAAGCAAGGCUGCAACCUAGUGCACGGUGGCUGUUCGACUCCCGGAGAAUGCAAGUGUAACUACGGCUGGCAGGGCCAAUUCUGUGAUGAAUGUGUGCUUUAUCCUGGAUGUGUCCAUGGAACCUGCAACAGUCGCUGGCAGUGUAACUGUGAGAGGAACUGGGGUGGCCUUCUGUGUGAUAAAGAUUUGAAUUACUGUGGUCGGCACCAUCCUUGCAUCAAUGGAGGGACCUGCAUGAACACGGAACCAGAUGAGUACCAGUGUGUCUGUCCCCAAGGCUACUCUGGCAAGAACUGCCAGACAGCGAUGACGCCUGUUUGUCCAAUCCUUGCUCCAAUGGCGGUACGUGCCGUUCUGUUCCCACGGGGUUCGAGUGUCGCUGUCCUCCAGGCUGGGAGGGUCCGACCUGCGCCCAAGAGUUUUGAUGGGUGCGUGUCUGGUCCAUGUGCUCAGGGAGGAACCUGUGUCAACCUGGCGGAUGGCUUUGAGUGCGUGUGCCCGCCGCAGUGGGAAGGAAAGACCUGCCAGAGAGAUGUAAACGAGUGUGCGGCAAAGACCUGCAUCAACGCUUACGCUUGUAAAAAUUUGAUUGGUGGAUAUCACUGCCGCUGUUUUCGGGGAUGGGCUGGAAAAAACUGUGACAUCAACAUCAGCAGCUGUCACAGUCAGUGUCAGAAUGGAGCUACGUGCAAGGAGGGUCCGAGGGGUUACCGGUGCCAGUGCCCGCCCGGGUACGUGGGCAUUCACUGUGAGCUCCAGCGGAAUAAGUGUGAGAGCAAACCGUGUCAGAACGGGGGGCACUGCCACGCAGUUUUAGACGGCUUCGUCUGCGAGUGCCCGCUGGACUUUUCUGGGCCGUUAUGUGAGGUCCCAAACUGGUCUCCCUCAGAUCCGUGUGAUCCAAACCCCUGUGAGAAUAAGGCAAGGUGCCACAGCAUGACCCAGGACUUCUACUGUGCCUGUCCUGAAGGCUAUGAAGGAAAAACCUGCGACAGCAUUAGGGAUAACUGCCAAACCACAGAGUGUCAAGUGCUUGACAGCUGCACAAUCACUAUAGCGACCAACGAUUCUGCAGAAGUGAGGCACAUCUCCUACAUCUGUGGACCACGAGGGCAGUGUGUCAGCCAGCCAGGAGGCAACUUCACCUGUGUCUGUGAUCCGGGUUUCAGUGGCGUCUACUGUCACGAGAAUAUUAAUGACUGCAUCAGUAAUCCCUGUAAGAACGAAGGGACCUGCAUCGAUGGUGUCAGUUCCUUCCAGUGCUUCUGUCCUGGCGGCUGGGAGGGGCAACUCUGUGACCUCGACGUCAACGAGUGCAGGCAAAACCCGUGUAAGAACGGCGGGCGCUGCGUGGACCUGGUGAAUGACUUCUACUGUGAGUGCGUCAGUGACUGGAAGGGCAAGACCUGUCACUCUCGCGAGAGGCAGUGCGAUGCAACCACCUGCAGUAAUGGCGGCACCUGCUACGACCACGGGGAUGCUUUCCACUGCUCCUGCCCACCUGGGUGGGGGGGACACACGUGUAACACAGCCAAGACAAGCACAUGCGCCUCCAGUCCGUGCGCUAACGGUGGAACCUGCGUGGGAGGAGGCGACACCUUCACCUGCAUUUGCAAAGAGGGCUGGGAGGGCGCCACCUGUAGCCAGAAUAUAAAUGACUGCAACCCUCAUCCAUGUUACAAUGGCGGUAUCUGUGUGGACGGGGUCAACUGGUUCCGCUGCGAGUGCGCCCCUGGUUUUGCCGGACCAGACUGUCGAAUCAACAUUAAUGAGUGCCAGUCUUCACCCUGCGCCUACGGUGCCACUUGUGUGGACGAGAUCAAUGGUUUCCGCUGCAUUUGUCCGCUCGGCAGGACAGGAAGCCGAUGCCAAGAAUUCAUCGGUAUUGGGAAGGUGUGCCGCUAUGCAGGGCUGCAGUUUCCUCAUGGCAGUCGGUGGGAGGAAGAGUGCAACAGCUGUCGAUGCAUCAAUGGCAGAGUGGACUGUACCAAGGUGCUGUGUGGUCGCCGUCCCUGCCGGCUCCGGUUAGCAGACAGACAUCGGAUCCAGGAGUCCUGCCCAGCCGGACAGGAGUGUCUGGAACACAAGUACCUCAGGUGCUUCUCUCCACCCUGCCAUCAGUGGGGGAUUGUUCCAUCACUGGACUCACCUCCACAAGUAAACACCAAGUGUCGGCCAAACAGUGGACAUCUGGACAACAGCUGUGCUCGUAUAACACUGAUUUUCAACAGAGACAAAGUACCUGCAGGAACAACGGUGGAGAACAUCUGCUUUGAACUGCGGUAUCUUCCUGAUACGCAGACUUUGGCAAAAGACCACGCCCUGCACCUCUGUGACCUCUCUCAUUCCAACCAGGAUGCAGUGGAGGUGGCAAUAUCUUUCCAGUCAGAGGAGCAACCAGACCACAGUCUGAUCCAGGAGGCAGCCAGCACCAUCGUGGGCACGGUGACAAAGCGCCACAACAGCACCAUAAUGUUGGCAGUCAUUGAGGUCAAAGUGGAAACACAGGUCAUGCCACACUCAGUGGAUUACCUGGUGCCUCUGCUGUGUGUCGUCUUCUGCUUGCUCUCACUCUUCUGCAUCAUUGUGUGUGUUUGGUGGACGCGCAAACGAAGAAAAGAACGCGAGAGGAGAGCAGGAUCUGCCAGCGACGACGCGGUGAACAACCAGUGGGAGCCGCUGCGGCUCGUGGUGGGACGGCAGCAGGCACAACAGCUCAAAGAAAACAACAGGGAGGCGGAACAGGAGCGCAAAAAGCUUAUGGGUCCUUCUUGUCGGACAUGUGAGGAGGAGGAAGAGACGGAAGGAGAGCUGGAGGAGGAGUGCGGUGGAGCAGAGGCGGGAAAGCAGCCGGUGUAUAAGUACUGUAAGGCCGGUGUGCAGUCCGGCCGGGGCGUGAUCUGCACCCGGCACAGCUUGGGGUCGCCCCUCAAAGCGCCCCACCGAACGGCCGGCUACAGCCCCAAAGACAAUCGCUGGAAAACAGUCAGCGCCAUCUUCAGUGGCCAGAAGGCGCUGGGAGAUGCUUGUGUAUAAGGAAGAGAAGGACUCGCAGUGUCAGCGAGGGAAGCUGCGCGGCAGCUGUUCUUAUUUUUCAACCACGUCUGCAGAGAAAAAUGACUUUGUUUCGUUGUGAUUUUUGUCACUGGCACCUGAAAGGAGACUCGAGCGCAGUCAAGAGCCUUUUUGUUUUUGGCUUCUGUUGACUUUUUUUUAAUGUCCAUAAGGAGAA
This is a messenger RNA of Thalassophryne amazonica, 4083 nucleotides long. It is a transcript of the gene jag2b, whose product is annotated as jagged canonical Notch ligand 2b. NCBI's taxonomy places the organism in Eukaryota, Metazoa, Chordata, Actinopteri, Batrachoidiformes, Batrachoididae. The record is from RefSeq and is a predicted model, not a curated record. Gene Ontology annotation, cellular component: protein-containing complex; plasma membrane. Gene Ontology annotation, biological process: multicellular organism development; Notch signaling pathway; cell communication. Gene Ontology annotation, molecular function: calcium ion binding; Notch binding.